AUGGAAGAGAGCAAGAUGCCCUUGGAAUACUUUGACUCCAAAACACCACCAUUGCCUCCUACAACUACGGCUACAACUGCUUCCACUACUACCGGAACAGCCACAACAACAACAACGUCAAAGCUGAAGAGAAUACGAUUGGUGAAGCGACUACUCUCAUACGCAGUACUCUUGAGUAUUCUAAUAUGGGGUACCUCGUUCCUAUUUAUUACUAUACUGAAUUUCCAGUACCAAUACGUUAGCUACAAGAGCCAAAUCCGCGAACUUGAGCUAUUCCAGCAGCAAUCACUUGCAGAUUUCCAUCUCGAGUCAAAAGACAACUAUGCUAGUCCUUCCUCUAAGGAUACGAAUUUUGACGGCAAAUUGCCCUUUAGCAAAAAAGUAUCUGAUAAACAUGUAUUGGCACCUAAACUACACGAAAUCCAAUGGAUUAGAGAGCCACGGUCGAUCUACGACGACAAGGGAACCUAUGUUAUAGAAGCAGGCAAUGGCGGAGACAAUUUCAAAGUGAUUGUUAAAUCCAUUGCCGAUGACUCUUACUCGCAUGUCUUGAUUGAUCAAUCUACAUUCACCUAUCAUCACCACAAUUACAAGAUUGAAAAAUACAUUGCAUCGCCAGAUUUGCAAAAAGUCAUUUUGAAAACCAACUCAACGAGUCUUUGGAGAUACUCCUCAGUGGCGUUGUACUGGGUUUUGGAUGUCGAGAGCAAAAAAAUUAACCCAAUUUUCAACCAGCAUGACAAAAUCUCCACUGUUUCUUGGUCACCUGACUCGAUCAACGUGGCAUUUAUCUACAACAAUAACAUCUACGUGAAGAAUACAGCAAAUGACCAAUUGGUGCAAGUGACUCAUGAUGGGUCAGACGAAAUCUUUAACGGUAAACCAGAUUGGGUUUACGAGGAAGAAGUGUUUGGUACUGAUAUUGUCCUUUGGUGGUCGCCGAAUGGCGAGAAAUUUGCAUUUUUGAAAUCAAACAAUACACAAGUUCCGGAAUUUACAGUUCCAUUCUAUGCUCAACAAGGUCAUUUGGAUUAUCCUGAACUCGUCAAGAUUAAAUAUCCAAAAGCCGGGUAUCCAAACCCAAUUGUCGAUGUAUUCACAUUUGAUUUGCAAAAGAAUAAAGUCGAGUUCCAUCAUCUCAAAUCCGACAAGAUUGAAACAUCAGACAGGCUAGUUACCGAGGUGGUUUGGGUUGGUGGCGAAGAUUUAUUGGUCAAGACUCUGAAUCGAGCAAGUGAUUUACUUGAAAUUUUUUUGGUGGCCGGUAAAUAUAAGGAGGCUGCUACUGCUCAACUAGUGCGAACCAACACUGCACACAAUUCAUGGUUUGAGAUCACUUCGCAUACUUUGUAUGUGCCCAAGAAUGAAAGCGUUGGCAGAAAAGACGAUGGGUACAUUGAUACCGUUGUUGUUGACGGCUACAAUCACUUGGCAUAUUUCACACCGGCAACUUCGUCAAAAUACCAAUUGUUGACCAAAGGUAAAUGGGAAGUUGUCGGAGGAGUUGGCGCUUUUGACUACAACAAGAAUAAUGUUUACUUCACCAGCACCAUGAAAUCCUCAAUUGAGCGCCACAUUCACUCUAUCAAUUUACUCGAUAGAACCAAUAAUGGUUUACCUUUUGUCAAGGACAUCACCGCCAAAGAGGGCUAUUACAGCUCCUCGUUUUCAUCGGGUGGCCGAUUUCUAUUUUUAUCCGAUUUGGGACCUGGUGUUCCCACGCAAAGAAUCAAUGAUUUGAAAUUGGGUAAAAAUGUCAAAGUCAUUGAAGACAAUAGCGACCUCGUCAAGAAAUUGAGAGAAUACGCAAUCCCCGAGGUCAAGUACGGUACUGUAGAACUCAAGGGUGAAAAGGGGGAAAAAUUUUUGGUCAACUCCAAGGAAAUUUUCCCGCCCAACUUCACCAAGGAUAAAAAAUACCCCGUGUUGUUUUUCAUUUAUGGAGGCCCCGGUUCUCAACAGGUUGACAAGCGCUGGUCACUUUCAUUCAGUUCGGUUAUUGCGGCGGAGUUGGACGCGGUUGUUGUCACAGUGGACGGCAGAGGCACCGGUUUCAACAAUUUAAACUAUGAUUUGGGACAGGAUUUCAAAUUCAUUGUGCGCGACAAGUUGGGCAAAUAUGAGCCGAUUGACGUGAUAAACGCGGGCAAGGUAUGGGCCAAGAAAUCAUAUGUUGACCCCGACAGGAUUGCCGUUUGGGGCUGGUCGUACGGCGGGUUCUUGACUUUGAAAACGCUCGAGACGGACGUGGACGAGCCUGUAUUCAGCUAUGGUCUCGCCAUUGCGCCAGUCACCCGCUGGAGACUAUACGACUCCAUCUACACCGAGCGGUACUUGAGGAAACCACAGGACAACCCCGAGGGUUACUUGUACGGCUCGAUCCACAAUGUCACCAAUUUCGAGCACGUCAAGAGAUUCUUUAUCGGCCACGGCAGCGGGGAUGACAAUGUCCAUGUCCAGCACUCGUUGCAAUUGUUGGAUGAGUUUAACCUUGCCGAGAUUGAAAAUUUCGAAUUCAUGUUGUUUCCCGAUAGCAACCACGGCAUGAACUAUCACAACGGGAUGAAGGUGGUGUACGAUAGAAUUUUGGAUUUCUUUAGGAGAGCAUUUGAUUGGGAGUUUGUAUAG
Lodderomyces beijingensis is the source of this 2628-nucleotide messenger RNA. The record is from the annotation of a GenBank genome assembly. Lineage: Eukaryota; Fungi; Ascomycota; Pichiomycetes; Serinales; Debaryomycetaceae.